GGACAUCGUAUUACCCCAACUGCGAAAGUCAAAGUUCAUGAGGAAGGAAAAGAAUGUCAGCAUUCAGUUUGAGCCGUUAUAGCCGUUGGAUUCCUCGACUGAAAACUCUGCAAUUGCAAAGUAAACAACUUUCUUCAUCGUCCUUCUUCUCCACCACUGCAGAUAAUGAGAGCCCGAGGAAACCCUCCCCGCCUCCGAUCCGAAUCGGACUCACUGAGUCUGCGGGUCGGGGUGUGUUCGCCACUCGGAGAAUCACGGCGGGGGAACUCAUACACACUGCCAAACCCAUUCUAUCCCACCCUUCUCUUUCCUCCAUUAAUAAUGUCUGUUACUUUUGCCUCAGAAAGCUAAAGGGUUCGACUUCAACAGAUUCUCGGGCCAGAAACGUUUCGUUUUGCAGUGAAGAAUGUAUGAAGAACUCUAAGAGAUUUUAUGAUGUUGAAACAAGCGUGGAUUGGUUCAACUUUGAUGAGUAUUGUAGGAUCCAAAAUUUUAAAUAUCCUCAUCUGGUUAAGCGGUUGGCUUGUAUGGUUGUAUCAGGAGCUGCAUCUGCAGACAGUCUUGACAUACUUCAGCCAGCUAGUUUGAGUCCUGAGAUGAUAUUACAGGUAGAAGAAGGAUUUGAUUUGCUACAGAGUGCUUUCACAAGGGCAAAUAUUGCAGAUGAGCAUCUGGCUUUCCUAACCAGGCAAUGGUAUACUGGUGUGCUCGCACGGAUUCGUAUAAAUGCAUUCCGUGUUGAGUUGGCUGGAGGAUUGUAUGAAGAUCUUCUAUUACUAGCUGCAGCUUCAGUAGAAGCCGAAGCCGCUGUCGGAAAUGCUAUCUAUAUGCUUCCAUCCUUUUACAAUCAUGACUGUGAUUUGAGCAUUUUCCCUGUUCUGCAAGUUAGUUGGUUUUUAGAAUUAAUCCAACCUACCAUAGCCAGGCUCACAAUGGAAGCGUUUGUUUUCCAGAAAUUCUUAUACAUAAAUGAAUUAACAAAUCUAUUGGACAAUUUUACAGAGGAAGAACUUCGGAUCUGCUAUAUUGAUGCAAGUAUGGCGCACGAUGCUCGACAAACUCUUCUGUCCCAAGGGUUUGGCUUUCAAUGCAGUUGUCUUCGUUGUUUAUCUGGUGAUUAACUUUUUUCAAUUCGGGGAAAUUUCAAUCAGAAUUUCCGAAGAAAUCUUUCGUAAGCAUGUUGGGAGUUGUUAUUUUGUUUUCAGUGGCCAUGUGUUUCAGGCCAGUUUCAACGUAUUGAGACCAAAUUUUUCUUGAACGACUUUAUAGUGUUAUCUCUCUACA
Messenger RNA from Carica papaya (papaya), 1284 nucleotides. NCBI's taxonomy places the organism in Eukaryota, Viridiplantae, Streptophyta, Magnoliopsida, Brassicales, Caricaceae. The record is from RefSeq and is a predicted model, not a curated record.